Molecule: messenger RNA, 4652 nt
Organism: Leopardus geoffroyi (Geoffroy's cat)
Lineage: Eukaryota; Metazoa; Chordata; Mammalia; Carnivora; Felidae
Gene: ATP8B4
Product: ATPase phospholipid transporting 8B4 (putative)
Exons: 28
Coding region: 629-4204 (1191 amino acids)
Biological process (GO): Golgi organization; phospholipid translocation
Cellular component (GO): plasma membrane
Molecular function (GO): ATP hydrolysis activity; ATPase-coupled intramembrane lipid carrier activity; magnesium ion binding
Source: RefSeq, a predicted model, not a curated record
CCAUUUCGUAUGUGCAUUUGUUCUUUGGCAUCCUCAGGGUUAAUUGUUUGCUUUACUCAGAGUUGAAAUUGAGGAUGUUUGGAAAGAAAUGUCUUCAUUCUUUGUAUUAAAUGUUGGUUGAGUGUGCUUAGCUUUCAUCCAUGUGAGAGUGAAACUCCCCUUGCAAUGAUUUUUUAAAAAAUGCUAAUUCCUUCAUCUCUGGGAAAAACAGGUAGGAGCUCUAAAGAUGUUUGCUAAUUUCCUUCACUUGAGGGCUCAUAGAAGUUUGGUAAGCAGAAGUGAUAACUGUGACUUCUUCCGUUGUCCGCUUCCAUCCUACUGAACACUUGGUUCCCACAGAGGAAGCCAUCCUGCUGAAGUCAGCCUCUAGGGAGCUUCCUUUUGUUUCUUCAAGAUUAACCAGUUCUGCCCUGGCAGCAGUAUCAGGCAACUCUGGAAGGAGAGGCUCUUCUGGGCUUUUGGUAUUUUUCCAAGGAGUGUUUUUUCUCCCCCAAUUCCUCACUGGUAGUGAAGCUGCUUUCCUACAACUCUGCCUUCUUCAGAUGAGAUGCUGAUUCUGAUCUGCCAUCUAGCAGCUUCCGGUAGCGAUCAACUGUUGAACCCUGGUGAAAAAUAAUCAGCUGCAAUAAUGUUCUGCAGUAAAAAGAAAUCACUUGAAGUAGAACGGAUAGUGAAAGCCAAUGACCGUGAACAUAAUGAAAAGUUCCAGUACGCAGAUAAUUGUAUCCACACAUCCAAGUACAACAUUCUUACCUUUUUGCCAAUUAAUUUAUUUGAACAGUUCCAAAGAGUGGCAAAUGCCUAUUUCCUUUUCCUUCUGAUUUUACAGCUGAUUCCAGAAAUCUCUUCCUUGACCUGGUUUACCACCAUGGUGCCUUUGGUCCUGGUGAUAAGUAUGACAGCUGUCAAAGAUGCCACAGAUGACUAUUUUCGCCAUAAGAGUGAUAAUCAAGUGAAUAAUCGGCUAUCUGAAGUGCUCAUCGACAGCAAACUGCAGAAUGAAAAAUGGAUGAAUGUCAAAGUGGGAGACAUCGUUAAAUUAGAAAAUAACCAGUUUGUUGCUGCUGAUCUGCUUCUCCUAUCAAGUAGUGAACCACAUGGCCUCUGUUAUAUUGAAACUGCUGAGCUUGAUGGGGAAACGAACCUGAAAGUCCGCCAUGCGCUAUCAGUUACCUCAGAACUUGGAGCAGAUAUUAGCAGACUUGCAAAGUUUGAUGGGACUGUUGUCUGUGAGGCGCCUAACAACAAAUUAGAUAAAUUCACAGGAGUUCUCUCUUGGAAGGACAGCAAGCACUCCCUCAACAAUGAGAAGAUAAUCCUUAGGGGCUGCAUCCUGAGAAACACCAGCUGGUGUUUCGGAAUGGUUAUAUUUGCAGGUCCUGACACUAAAUUAAUGCAGAACAGUGGUAAGACAAAGUUUAAGAGGACAAGCAUUGAUAGACUGAUGAAUACUCUAGUACUAUGGAUUUUUGGGUUUCUGGUAUGCAUGGGAGUUAUUCUCGCAAUUGGAAAUUCAAUCUGGGAGAAUCAAGUUGGGGACCAAUUCAGAACUUUCCUCUUUUGGAAUGAAGGAGAGAAGAACUCUGUGUUCUCGGGAUUCUUAACAUUCUGGUCAUAUAUUAUUAUUCUCAAUACAGUUGUGCCCAUUUCAUUAUAUGUGAGUAUGGAAGUCAUUCGUCUGGGACACAGUUAUUUUAUAAACUGGGAUCGGAAGAUGUAUUACCCUGAAAAAGCAACACCUGCUGAAGCUCGGACGACCACUCUCAAUGAGGAACUGGGCCAGAUUGAAUACAUUUUCUCUGACAAAACAGGCACCCUCACUGAAAACAUCAUGACUUUUAAAAAAUGUUCUAUUAAUGGGAAAAUCUAUGGUGAAGCUGAUGAUGACAUGGGUCAGAAGACAGACAUGACUAAGAAAAAUGAACCUGUGGAUUUCGCAGUCAAUCCCCAAGCAGAUAGAACAUGUCAGUUCUCUGACCACCGUCUGAUGGAAUCCAUUAAACUGGGGGAUUCCAAAGUGUAUGAAUUUCUUAGGGUACUUGCUCUUUGCCACACCGUCAUGUCGGAGGAAAAUAGUGCAGGGCAGCUGAUUUACCAAGUUCAGUCACCUGAUGAAGGGGCUUUGGUGACUGCUGCAAGAAAUUUGGGGUUCAUUUUUAAGUCUCGAACCUCAGAGACAAUAACAAUAGAAGAAUUGGGAACACUGGUUACUUACCAACUUCUUGCCUUCUUGGACUUCAACAAUAUCAGAAAAAGGAUGUCUGUCAUAGUUAGAAACCCAGAAGGACAGAUAAAGCUUUAUUCCAAAGGAGCAGACACUAUUCUGUUUGAAAAACUUCAUCCAUCCAAUGAAGACCUUCUGACUUUGACGACAGACCAUCUCAGUGAAUUUGCAGGGGAAGGUCUUCGAACUUUGGCUAUCGCAUACAGAGAUCUGGAUGACAAGUACUUUAAAGAAUGGCAUAAGAUGCUUGAAGAUGCAAAUACUCUUAUAGAUGAGAGAGAUGAACGGGUAGCUGGGCUAUAUGAAGAAAUUGAAAGGGAUUUGAUGCUACUAGGUGCUACUGCUGUAGAAGAUAAGUUACAAGAGGGUGUUAUUGAAACGAUUACAAAUUUAUCGCUAGCCAAUAUUAAGAUCUGGGUCCUAACAGGAGACAAACAAGAAACUGCCAUCAAUAUUGGUUAUGCCUGCAACAUGCUGACUGAUGAUAUGAAUGAUGUGUUCAUUAUAUCAGGGAACACGGCAGUGGAAGUCAGAGAAGAACUCAGAAAAGCAAAGGAAAAUUUGUUUGAACAAAACAGAAGUUUUUCCAACGGCCAUGUAGUUUUUGAAAAACAGCAGCUGGAGUUGGACUCAGUUGUAGAAGAAACCAUAACAGGAGAUUAUGCCUUAAUCAUCAAUGGCCACAGUUUGGCCCAUGCCCUAGAAAGUGGUAUCAAGGGUGAUCUCCUAGAACUUGCCUGCAUGUGUAAGACUGUGGUUUGCUGCCGAGUCACCCCACUCCAGAAAGCCCAAGUAGUAGAGCUGGUGAAGAAGUACAGAAAUGCUGUCACUUUGGCCAUAGGUGAUGGAGCCAAUGAUGUCAGCAUGAUCAAAAGUGCUCACAUUGGUGUUGGCAUCAGCGGUCAGGAAGGAAUGCAGGCAGUCUUAGCCAGUGACUAUUCAUUCGCACAAUUUAGAUACCUCCAAAGGCUUCUCCUUGUUCAUGGAAGGUGGUCCUAUUUCCGAAUGUGCAAAUUCUUAUGCUAUUUUUUCUAUAAGAAUUUUGCAUUCACACUUGUGCAUUUCUGGUUUGGUUUCUUCUGCGGCUUCUCAGCCCAGACCGUUUACGACCAGUGGUUCAUUACCCUUUUUAACAUUGUUUACACAUCACUUCCUGUUUUAGCCAUGGGGAUUUUUGACCAGGAUGUGGAUGACCAGAACAGCAUGGACUAUCCCCAGCUCUAUGAACCUGGACAGCUCAAUCUGCUGUUUAACAAGCGUAAAUUUUUUAUCUGCAUGGCACAUGGCAUCUACACCUCAUUGGCCCUUUUCUUCAUACCCUAUGGAGCCUUUUACAAUGUGGCCGGAGAUGAUGGGCAGCACGUUGCUGACUACCAGUCUUUUGCAGUUACCAUGGCUACAUCGUUGGUCAUUGUGGUCAGUGUGCAGAUAGCAUUGGAUACCAGUUACUGGACUGUCAUUAAUCAUGUCUUCAUCUGGGGAAGCGUUGCCACUUAUUUCUCCAUUUUAUUUACAAUGCACAGUAAUGGCAUCUUUGGCAUCUUCCCAAACCAGUUUCCAUUUGUUGGAAAUGCACGACAUUCUUUGGCCCAGAAGUGCAUCUGGCUGGUUAUUCUCUUAACGACAGUGGCUUCUGUUAUGCCUGUGGUGGCAUUCAGAUUUUUGAAAGUGGAUUUAUGCCCAGCCCUGAGUGACCAGAUCCGUCGGAGGCAAAAAGCUCAAAAGAAGGCAAAGCCCUCACGAAGCCGAAGGCCUCAGACUCGCAGGUCAAGCUCAAGAAGAUCUGGAUAUGCUUUUGCUCACCAAGAGGGCUAUGGAGAGCUUAUCACAUCUGGAAAAAAUAUGCGAGCUAAAAAUCCACCCCCAACACCAGGGCUGGAAAAGACACUGUAUAAUAGCACUAGCUGGAUUGAAAAUUUAUGUAAGAAAACCACAGACACAGUGAGCAGCUUUAGCCUGGAUAAAACAGUGAAACUGUGAGUCAAGAUGAAUUUAAACCACAUAGCUACUUUUCACUUCAGCCGAAGCUGAAAUUCAGCUGGCUCCAGAGUUUGCAAUCAGGGGCUGAGGUGGGCAGAUUGCCUCAGUUCAAAUCUCUGGCAAACAACUGCCAGGGCCCACCAAAUAGGGGUGCACUCUCUGGGAAACCAGGCCAGAUGGUCACUGUCUAAUUUGUGAUUUGCUGGGCAAAGGCCUCACAAUACAAACAGAGGUUUCUCUUACCAACCUAGAUACCAACUAAACUGAACUUUAGAAUCUUAAUAAUGGAGAAAAAUUUGUAACUCUGCAUAUACAUUGAAUGGAUCUUCAAGUAGAUAAAACGAGUGCAAUCAAAAGGUAUACAUCUGAGCUGUGAAAAGCAUGCUUGUUGACAGAUAAGCAUGUAUAUGUGAGAUCAGCCUUUCCCCAAAUACAUUUUUAAGAUGUA